AUGAGAAAUCCUCAAAUUCCAGCAGGCAAACCAGCGCGUGUUGUGUGUGGCAACUCGGCGUUCUUGGCUGUGACUGGUUUCCAAGAGCCGAGGGCUGCUGGCGCAGGCGCUGCUGGCAGUGAGGUGAGAGGCCGAAGAGGGAGUGAUGAAGGCCAAGCCGGGCUCGCGGCUGAGCUCGUCUUGGAAAAAGUAGGAGAUGACCAAAUGGAAAGAAAAGGUCAAAUUUUAAUCCUUUUAGUAGAACAAGCUCUCGGUUUCCAGGACUACAAGGCAGCUAGUAUGCAUUGCCAAGAGCUCAUGGCCACAGGCUAUUCCGGAAGCUGGGAAGUGUGCAGCCAGCUCGGUCAGUCAGAGCGCUACCAGGACUUGAGGAUGCGUCAGGAGCUCAUGGCCUUUGCUCUGACACACUGUCCACCAAGUGCCAUAGAGGCCUUGCUGGGAGUGAGCAGCUCCUUGCAAACACAGAUUCUUUAUCAGACUGUGAAUUAUCAGUACCUUCCUUCCGAAGGGGGUGAGAAUAUAAAUAUUUCAGGACCCUCAUCCUUGAUCAGUAAGGAUAUUGAGGGUCAAGAAUUCGGAGAUGUAUUGAAAAAGGGGUCUGGAGAAAAUGCCACUGUGGAAAAGCAAGGCUGUCAUCCAUUUUAUGAAUCUCUCAUUACCGAGCCAUAUGUUGCAGAAUCUGAGGUAAGCUAUGGCACUUACCAGAACAAUUCUUUGGAAAGCUUUGCAGAAGUUCUACUGAGAACAGAGAAACUCGCAGAAACGAAGAGCGAAGGAAAAGACCUACUGCCCACUACGGAAGUUCUACUACAGCUGGCAAGUGAUGCUUUACCAAAUGAUACAGCCUUGUCUCUUGCCUAUCUGCUUGCACUGCCACAGGUGGUAGAUGCCAACAAGUGCUUUGAAAAGCAAUUGCAUUCUGCUUUAUCUCUCCAGCUGGCAAGUUAUUACUACAGCCUGCACAUCUAUGCUCGUUUGGCACCAUGUUUCAAGGACAAAUGCCAUCCCCUCUACAGGGCUGAUCCCAAAGAGCUGAUUAAGAUGGUCACAAAGCAUGUUACUCAGUACGGCUGUGCGGACUGGCCUGAAGACGUAGCAGCCCUGAUAAAUCAGCUGCAUUACUACAAUGAGCGGCUGCUGGAUUUCACCCAGGCCCAGGUCCUCCAAGGCCUUGGCAAAGGAGUGGAUGUGCAGAGGUUUACAGCAGAUGGCCAGUACAAGAGAGAAACUAUACUAGGACUGGCAGAAACUCUUGAAGAAAAUGUCUACAAGAUUGCUGUUUCUCUGGCUCAGAAAUACAACGUUCCACUCUGGGAAGUUUAUAUGACCCAUCUAGAGUAUUUAUUCACUGACAGUGGGUUAUCCACAGUAGAAAUAGAAGAACGAGCACAAAGUCUGGGUCUUUUUGAGAUUCUGAAAAGCAACCCUGAAGCCUUACAUGAGCACAUGCUGAAGUAUGUUUUCCCAAGCAUUGAAGGCCGAGAUCACCAGCGAUUGCUUUAUUAUUUUACGCUCCUCGAAAGCUGCGGUUGUUCAGAAUUGGUGAAGCAGGCUCUAAAGCCUGAAACUCACAUUCGGCUCCUGAAAAAAUUCAAAGCCGUUGCACCAGGUCUCAAUUACAAAAAGCUAACAGAUGAAAGUGAGAACCCUCUAGGAAUACUGGAGCCCAUCCUUACAAGUCAAAAUGUCUUAUCUAUUUCCAAACUGGCUCCCAAAAUUCCUAAAAAAGAUGGCAGCAUGCUGUCACCAAGCUCUAUUUAUGCUGUCUGGUUGCCAAAACUUUUCUGGAAUGGUGAUCACCAUCUCCUUAAGAAAAUACCAGAAACCACAGCUGAGUGGCUACAUGCGUAUGAUGUAUGUUCAAAGUACUUCGAUAGACUUGAUCCAGGUGAUAUUACAACUUUUCUGGAUGAAAUUACAUUUUCUUCAAAAGCUGUCACAAAGCUGCCAGUUGAAGCGAGGAUAGAAGUGACCGAGAAGGCUAUUAAAGCAGUCCAACAUCUUUCAGAAAAAUUAAGAAAAAGAAAUCCUGAAAAUGACAUGGCAGGUGCUGAAAAUGUAUCUGUUGCCUAUGAAGAAAGUCUGAAUCACUUGCAGCAAUCUCUUGCUCAUCUGCAAACCCUCAGUAAUAGUUUUAUCACUUCUUUGAAAAACAGUGAACAGGAAACACUCCAGAAGUAUGGCUAUUUGUAUGAUUUGUCAAGGUCGGAGAAAGAAAAAAUCCAUGAGCAGGCAGUAGCUAUGUGCAUAGAUGGUCAGCCUCUGGACAUGAUACAACAGUUGUUACAGGUGGCUGUUGGGGAUCUAGGCCUUUCUCCGAAGGAUAUUGUCCAACGUGCUAUUAAAGAAAUUUUAUGUGCAUUAAGUGGAGAUGGCAAUUCUUCUACCUCAGUGAAGGAUCCCCUUGGAGUCCUAGAAGGCAUCGUGUCUGCAGUCCACACGAGUGUUGAAAAAGGGGAGAAAGUAGUAUCCUCAGAUGACCUGCUGGCGUGGUUGAGACCUUUCUGUGGUGAUGACUCUUUACCAGUGAAGCCUCGCAUCAAAGUGCUCCAAGUCAUGGAACAAGCGUUCCACCUCAGUGACGAGGACAGCAAGCUGCUCGUCUUCUUCAGAACACAGGCCGUCCUCAGAGCUUGCUGGCCCGAAAGAAAGGUAGAGGUAACAGAUAUUGAAAGUGAAGAGAAAAGGUAUGAACUUUUCUUGGAACUUCUGGAAUCCAGUCAUAGUCUGUCUGAGUUUCAGCACUUGGUUUUACUUCUUCAAGCUUGGCCACCUAUGGAAAUGAGCAACAGAUCAUGCACAGGUAACAAUCCUUGGGUGAAAAUGGGGGCUGUUAUGCUACAGAAAUGCCCACCUGAAGAAAAAGAACAGACAGGAAAUGAAAUUUUGAAAAUCUGUCGUUCCUUAUAUGAGACAAAGCACAUGCUCCCUGUUGAGUGUAUAAAAGAAUUAUGUUUGCUGCUGCUUAACCAGUCCCUUCUGCUGCCGUCCCUGAAACUGCUGGUAGAAAGCAAAGAUGAAGAUCUUCAUGCUGUGGCACUGGAGCAGAUAAAGGCUGUGGCUAAGGUUGAUGAUUCCAACUGUGACGCUGAAAUACUUUCCUUGCUCCUCAAGGCAAAGUUGGUGGUGGAGUGCGUGUCCACGGCUUUCUAUCCUCACCUUAUUGAACACCUGCUGGCUAAAGAGGACGGAGGAGGCUGCGAAGUCGAGGAAAUAGCAAAGCAGCUGAAGGAAGCCGGGUUCCGUGCGGAGGCAGGGUCCCUCCUGAUGUCUCACAGAGGGACUCAUCCUGCACUCAGGACUUUCACUACCGCCCUCCAGGCUAUUCAGCAUUGGAUCUAAAAAUGCUGGAAUUAUUUAUUUGUCUGCCUUUUACCUGGGAGCCUUCUAUAAAGACAGAAAUGGUUGUUCUAGUGAAGUAAUGAAAUUUGUUAUUCCCUACCUACGUUCUGUGGAAUAUGCUAACAGCACAUUUAUCGUGGUUUCCCGUGCACUUCUAAUUGUUCAGAAAAGAUGUUUUGGGUUCAGACAGUAG
Messenger RNA from Tinamus guttatus (white-throated tinamou), 3535 nucleotides. The record is from RefSeq and is a predicted model, not a curated record. Lineage: Eukaryota; Metazoa; Chordata; Aves; Tinamiformes; Tinamidae.